AACAAUUUUUUUUUUAUUUUUUCAUCUCAUUGUUUUCAUCCCAAUUUCUUUGUUAACUUUGAAACCUAAACCUGCUCUUUUGUUUUUCUUCACAAGUCCUAAAGGCGGCCUGCGCAGGUUUUAGGGAUAAUCGGAAAACCCUACCGCUCUAUAUUUGUUCCCGCCGCCUGAAAACCGAAAUGGAAGACCAGUUGUUGGCGACGCCGGGAGAAGUGCUGGGAUCGGCUCUGCAGUACAAAGCCGGGAAAGGGGCUUACCUCUACAAAAGGACUGUAAUCUCCGCCAUCACCGGAUUCCGCUCCUUCAUACACCCACCGUCCGACUCUCCUGACCAGAGACCAACUGUGGGGGUUACUGGACAUAAGGCACAUGGACCUGUUCCUCAGCCAGGCUCAAUGGUUUUAGCCAGGGUCACUAAGGUGAUGGCAAGGAUGGCUUCAGUGGAUAUAAUGUGUGUUGGUUUCAAGGCUGUUCGUGAAAAAUUCACCGGUACCAUAAGGCAACAAGAUGUCAGAGCAACUGAGAUUGAUAAAGUAGAUAUGCAUUUAUCUUUUCGUCCAGGUGACAUCGUUAGAGCUUUGGUGCUAUCACUUGGAGAUGCGCGAUCAUAUUAUUUAUCAACGGCCAAGAAUGAACUGGGAGUGGUAUCUGCAGAGAGUUCAGCAGGCGCUACCAUGGUUCCAAUAAGUUGGACAGAGAUGCAGUGCCCGCUGACAGGCCAGAUGGAGCAUAGAAAGGUUGCUAAAGUUAACGCUUGACUAACUUGUUGAAUGGCAGGUUUCUUAUUGUCUCUUUCUUGCUGGAUUGCAAGUUGAAUUCCAAAGUCCAAACCUCUAUCGGUCGUUUUGGUUUGGGGAACUCAAGUAAAUCUAGUGAGCAUCUGCAUAAAUCUAGGUGAAUCCAAAUGCAUAUAAGAGAGAUGGUUUAUUUAUAAGUAUUAGGUUGACCUGGUUGGAUGUAGCAAAGUUUUGUUUACUUGUGAUUUGCUCUUUUUUGUUCUAAAAAAUACACAUUUUGUUGUGGGGUGUUCUCAUCUUGUUUUAAAAGAAUGCUCAUUUAGAUCUUCCAUGUACAAUGCUCCAAAUGUCUCUCCACCUUUCUUCUAUUCUUUCCCCAGUGUCAAAAAAUGGGCUUCAACGUU
Messenger RNA from Cuscuta campestris, 1141 nucleotides. Lineage: Eukaryota; Viridiplantae; Streptophyta; Magnoliopsida; Solanales; Convolvulaceae. The record is from the annotation of a GenBank genome assembly.